AUGGCAGUAUUAGUGGUACUGCCUCAGGUGCUGUGCAAGGUCCCUAGGGCUAAAUGCACCAUUAGUGAGCCUCUUCCCAUUCUUCACAAGUACUAUCAACCAGGAGACUUCAUCACUGGUGGCAUUAUUUCUCAGAUCUACAUGUUUUCCGCUCCAAUUACCUUUGAAAAGCAGCCCUCUCAGGAACGCUUUGAAGACCUUGUGAUAUUGACUCACAACUACCAGCACAUCCUGGCCUUGGUAUUUGCAGUAAAGGAGAUUAAUGAAAAUCCUCAGUUCUUGCCCAACGUCAGUUUGGGCUUCAACAUCUAUAAUAGCCUUUUCCUUGCAAGCUGGACUUUCCUUGCCUCAAUGGAACUUCUCUCCACACGGAACAAAUUCAUCCCUAACUACAAAUGUGACAUCCACAAUGCUCUAGUAGGACUCAUUGGGGGACCGAACUCUGAAGUCUGCCUCCACAUGGCAACCACACUGGGCAUCUACAAGAUUCCACAGCUCAUCUAUGGCUCUGCUCCAGUGAUGAAAGACAAAUCUCAAGCUGUUUUCUUCCACCGGAUGUUCCCAGAUGGGACAGAACAGAAUAUGGGGAUUCUCAAGGUCCUGCUGCAUUUCAGAUGGGUCUGGAUAGGGAUGGUUUUUCUUGAUGAUGAUAAUGGAGAAAUGUUUGUACAGAAUGUGCUUCCCAUAUUUGAACAGCAUGGGAUCUGUUUUGAGUUCUUAGAAAGGAUUCCCAAAAUAUCUUUUUCAGAUAGCAUGGCUGAAACAGGAGCAGAGUGGUUUCAAACAUCUCAUGUCAUCACGGGAAGCACUGCCAAUGCCUUCCUCAUUCAUGGUGAAAUUCAGACCAUUAGUGUUUUAAGAAUGCUGUUCCACUUCUCUAAAUUUGAAUGUAUACCCAUCAAGAGCAAAGUCUGGAUUAUGACAGCUCAGAUGGAUUUCACUUCACUUGGGUUUCAAAGAACUUGGGAUAUACAUUUCAUCCAAGGUGCGAUAUCCUUUGCAGUUGACUCAAAGGAGGUUUGGGGAUUCCAGAAAUUUCUUCAGUUAAGAAACCCUGCCAAUGAAAAAGAAGAUGGAUUCAUAAAGAGCUUUUGGGAGGAGGCAUUUAACUGUUCUUUAGACAAGGAAAAUGGGGGAACCUGUACUGGGGAGGAGAAACUGGAGACUCUUCCUGUGUCUGUUUUUGAUAUGAGCAUGAGUGGCCACAGUUACAGCAUCUACAAUUCUGUCUAUGCUGCGGCCCAUGCUUUGCAUGCCAUUUAUUCAAUGAAAUCAAAGCAGAGAACAAAGAUGGAACAUGUGAGACAGAAUCUGAUGCAUGAACAGCCAUGGCAGUUACACCAGUUCCUGAGAGGCACCUCAUUUAAGAACAAUGCUGGUGAAAAUGUCUCCAUUGAUGAGAAUGGGGAAAUAAUAGCUGGAUUUGACAUCAUCAACUGGGUGACAUUCCCAAACCAGUCCUUUCUGAAAGUCAAAGUUGGAAGGGUAGACCCAAAGCCUUCCUCAGCCAAAGUGUUCAUUAAUGAGGAUGCCAUUGUAUGGCCCAGCAGAUUCAAGCAGGAAAUACCUCGCUCCAUGUGCAAUGACAACUGUCAUUUCGGUUAUAGUAAAACCAAGAAAGAAGGGAAGCCAUUUUGUUGCUAUGACUGUCUUCUGUGCCCCAAAGGGAAGAUAUCAAACCAGACAGACAUGGAUGACUGUUUUCAGUGCCCAGAAGAUCAGUUUCCAAAUAAUGUCCAGGAUUUAUGCAUUCCAAAAUAUAUAGUGUUUUUGUCUUAUGGAGAGCCUUUGGGUAUCACUUUUGCCAUUGUUGCUCUUUCCAUUUCGUUUAUCACAGCUUUGGUGCUUGGGAUCUUCAUUAAGUACCAGGACACUCCUAUAGUGAAAGCAAACAACCGGAACCUCACCUACACGCUCCUCCUCUCCCUCCUCCUCUCCUUCCUUUGUACCUUCCUAUUCAUUGGCCGACCUGAGAAGAUGACAUGUCUCCUUCGACAAAUUGCUUUUGGCAUCAUCUUCUCAGUGGCAGUUUCUUCUGUUUUGGCUAAAACUACAAUUGUGGUUCUAGCUUUCAUGGCUACCAAGCCAGGAUCCAGGAUGAGGAAAUGGGUGGGCAAACAACUGUCCAAUGCCAUUGUUUUUUCCAGCUCACUUAUUCAAGUCAUUAUUUGCAUUGUGUGGCUAGGAACCUCUCCCCCAUUCCCAGAUCUUGACAUGCACUCAAUGACAGAAGAAAUUCUACUGGAAUGUAAUGAAGGCUCCACUCUCAUGUUUUACUGUGUCUUGGGGUUUCUAUUUUUCCUGGCUAUCAUUAGCUUUACUGUGGCUUUCCUAGCCAGGAAGUUACCUGACAGUUUUAAUGAAGCCAAGUAUAUCACCUUCAGCAUGUUGGUCUUUUGCAGUGUUUGGUUCUCUUUUGUUCCAACCUAUUUGAGCACCAAGGGGAAAUUCAUGGUGGCUGUGGAGAUCUUCUCCAUGUUAUCCUCCAGUGUUGGGUUGCUGGUCUGCAUCUUUUGCCCCAAGUGCUACAUGAUUUUGCUGAGGCCUGAUUUGAACAAUAAACAUCAGCUAAUGAGAGUAAAGAAGUAA
Molecule: messenger RNA, 2589 nt
Organism: Elgaria multicarinata webbii
Lineage: Eukaryota; Metazoa; Chordata; Lepidosauria; Squamata; Anguidae
Product: vomeronasal type-2 receptor 26-like
Exons: 6
Coding region: 1-2589 (862 amino acids)
Biological process (GO): G protein-coupled receptor signaling pathway
Cellular component (GO): plasma membrane
Molecular function (GO): G protein-coupled receptor activity
Source: RefSeq, a predicted model, not a curated record